Molecule: messenger RNA, 2214 nt
Organism: Syngnathus typhle (broad-nosed pipefish)
Lineage: Eukaryota; Metazoa; Chordata; Actinopteri; Syngnathiformes; Syngnathidae
Gene: ticam1
Product: TIR domain containing adaptor molecule 1
Exons: 2
Coding region: 402-2045 (547 amino acids)
Biological process (GO): positive regulation of canonical NF-kappaB signal transduction; positive regulation of cytokine production involved in inflammatory response; positive regulation of myeloid dendritic cell cytokine production
Molecular function (GO): protein kinase binding
Source: RefSeq, a predicted model, not a curated record
UCUUGAGCUGCCAUACCUCGUAGUUUGUGACAUCAUGAAACUGACAAGCCUAGGGCAACGUUUCCACCAGCACGGCUAAAGUUACACGUUAGCACUCAAAUUCCAACCUCAUCCAGAGGUUUCCGGUAACCGGUUGAUUGCCAACAAGAAUCAAAAAGUUAGGCUGUCUAGACUGAGCCAGGUCAAGGAAAUCUGGGGGACUUCCUGAUUUGAGCUGGAAACACAGGCUAAAGUCUUUAGCAUGGCUUCCAGAACUCCAUGUCGGUGGGUAUCUUCCGACAGGGACAGGCCUUAUUUGGAAACUUGAAGAGUCUUGAGUCAGGACCAACCACAGAAGUUCAUCAUGCUGGAGGAUUGCGUUCUGUCGUGCUAAAUAUCGAGGUUAACGACUCAAACUCAAAAUGAGCCAAGAGGAACAAUGCGAAGGAACGGGCCUGAGGAAAGUAUAUGACAUACUCGUCAGUGUUCCACCGGAGCAAGUGCUGAGCCUGACAUUCUACCUCGGUGAUUCUCCUGAAGAUAAUAUCAUACACGCCUUGUGUCUGAUGAUUCUUCGUAAAGAGGAGAAAGCCUUGAACCAACUCCAGAUGCUGGGAGACAACUGUCUUGCUAAGCUCCUGUCUGAAAUAUGGCGUAGGAGUGGCUGUAAAUUAGAAAACUUUGCGGAGCAAUGUGGUCAAACUCUGGAUUUAACAGGAGAAUCUCUGGUGGCGUUGGCUCGUGUUUUUAAAAUUCUAUCGGAGCACCAACUGUGCGAUCAGCUUUUAAGGAAUUUGGCGUACAAGAGGGCCCUCUCCAGCAACAGUCUAAGAACAGACAGUCGUGAGGAUCUCUUAUACGAUCAACUCAAGGAGGAAGCUAAAGAUGUGUGUGGGCCUCAGCUCGCCGUGUGGCUGUGUUCCUCCGGGGACCUCAAAUCAGACUCUUACAAUCUUGCCCCUAACAGCCAGUUCGAAGGCGUUACGACACACGUUCAAAGUCUUCCCAGCUCGCUGCAGUCGAGCUGUUCUGAGCCAUCAUAUCCCUCACAUCUGGAGAUCAGCCUGCCUCCAACAAUCCCAUACGAGGGGGAUCAAGUAACCCCGGAAAACCCAGAACAAAAACCUAUUGACAGCCUAAAUGACUGUAAUCCUCCCGAGCAAUCUCACCUUUCAUCUGUGGAAUCUACUGAAGCUCCUGGACUGGAAAAGGCAAAGAUGGCUGCGGCAUCUGGAACAGAGCAUCAGGAUGGCGGCUUCAACGUGAAGCCACCUUGUGAACAAAGCACCACAUCAACCACGGGAUCAAAACCUUCUCUGCCGUUUCCACCAAACCACGUUCUACCCAAAAGAACAGUCUCACUCGGAGCACAUUUAAAUCAAUACGUAGAAGAAGAGGAUGAGGUUAUAUUUUAUUCAUUCGUCAUCCUGCAUGCGCCAGAAGAUGGUGAAGUGGCAGAGAGCAUGAAGGAAAAAGUGGAGAGCAUUGUCGGAACUAAGGGCGCAACUUUCUCGGAGGACUUUUCCAUACCUGGUAAAAGCACCCUAAGGUGCAUCGAGGAUGCUAUCAACAACUCCGCUUUUACCAUUCUGCUGCUCACCCAGAACUUCAACACACGUAUGUUGGAGGUGAAGACAAACUCGGCCCUCAUCAAUUCCAUUACCAACCAACACAAGAACAACACUGUCAUACCUUUUCUGCCAAAGGACAACUGCAUGCCCAGACACCGCAUACCCAUAGUGCUGCAGACCCUUGUUCCACUCGAGGAGAACAAAAGCUUUGAGAGCAAAAUAAAAAAGGUUCUAUCGCCAGCAAAAAUUCAUCGGCAGAGAAGCAUUUGGUCGAAUGAGCAGAGAAAACAUCAAAGGCAGCUGGCCCAAGGGUGUGAAGCAGCACAUAUGCUGGAAAAUCUCAACUUCCAGGGCUCCAGUGAGGCUUCGCUUUUGCAGAAACGUCCAAACAUCCGUAUUGAAAAUGCUAGCUAUGUUAUGAUCGGCGAUAAUUGUCACAUGACUGUGGAUCAUUGUGAUCUAGAAGAUCCAAUUGUCAGAGAAAAAAGGAAAUAAAUAGGCUAUGGCAUAAUCGGGAUUAAAAAUGUAUAAAGAUUGUCUGGUUUUAAACACUAAAUGAUUUUAAAAUCUCCUAGGAAUUAAUAUCAUCCCGUCAAUCAUUGCGUUUCUAUCUUUUUUUUAUAUGUAAAAAAAAAAAAAUCAAUAAAACUGUCUGGGAAUUGGA